AUAAAACAGUUGGUGGCGCCGCCAAACGUCACAAAUCAGCGAUCAACACGACGGGUCAUAAAAGUGAAGUUUUUGAUAAAGCAUUUAAAAUUUGUAAGUGAUUGUUUAUCGUAGCGAAGAUUGCGGCGGUUGUAUUGUAAAACGCUUGGAUUGUUGUUUCAGUAGGUAUUAAGCUGUGUGGUAAAGAAACGAAUAAAAACGACGAUAUCGGAGUAUUACACCGGACUCGGCUCGAUAAUGGCAGCCAGUGAUAGUGCGGGAGAUGAUUCUUUGUAUCCCAUCGCUGUUCUAAUAGACGAAUUGAAAAACGAAGAUGUACAGCUGCGUCUCAACUCGAUCAAAAAGCUGUCGACGAUCGCGCUGGCGCUGGGCGUCGAACGCACCCGGCAAGAGUUGAUCCCCUUCCUCACGGAAACCAUCUACGACGAGGACGAGGUGCUGCUGGCGCUCGCCGAACAGCUGGGCACGUUCGUGACGCUGGUCGGCGGCCCCGACUACGCCUACUGCCUGCUGCCGCCGCUCGAGUCGCUCGCGACCGUCGAGGAGACCGUGGUGCGCGACAAGGCCGUCGAGAGCUUGAGGGCGCUGGCGGCGCAGCACAGCCCGGCCGACCUGGAGAACCACUUCGUGCCGCUGGUGCAGCGGUUGGCCACCGGGGACUGGUUCACUUCGAGGACUUCCGCGUGCGGUCUGUUUUCCGUCGCGUAUGCCCGCGUCACCGCGACAAGGGAGAAGGACGAUCUGAGGACCCUUUUCAGAGGUCUCUGCCAGGAUGACACGCCGAUGGUGCGCAGAGCGGCCGCCACAAAACUGGGCGAGUUGGCGCAAGCGGUAGAGUUGGAAUACUUGAAGAGCGAUCUGAUUCCGAUGUUCGUGCAUCUCGCCCAGGACGAGCAGGAUUCCGUCAGACUUUUGGCCGUCGAGGCCUGCGUCAGCAUCGCCACCCUACUUCAGCACGACGACGUCGAGCAACUAGUUAUGCCGACCUUAAGACAAUGCACAAGCGACACAUCUUGGCGCGUCCGCUUCAUGGUGGCGGAAAAGUUCACCGAGCUCCAGAAAGCCGUCGGUCCGGAAAUAACGCGCAGCGACCUGGUGCCCGCCUUCCAGAGCCUCCUGAAGGACACGGAGGCGGAGGUGCGCGCCGCCGCCGCCAACAAAGUGAAGGACUUCUGCCAGAACCUCGACAAGGCGCACCAAGAGAACAUCAUCAUGACCAACAUACUGCCGUGCGUCAAGGAGCUGGUCGCCGACCCGAACCAGCACGUCAAAAGCGCCCUGGCGUCCGUGAUCAUGGGUUUGAGUCCGAUUUUAGGUAGACACAACACUAUCGAGCACUUGCUGCCGUUGUUCCUGACGCAGUUGAAGGACGAGUGCUCGGAGGUCAGGUUGAACAUUAUCUCCAAUUUGGACUGCGUCAACGAGGUGAUCGGCAUCCAGCAGCUCUCGCAGUCGCUGCUGCCCGCGAUCGUGGAGCUGGCCGAGGAUUCAAAAUGGAGGGUCAGGUCCGCAAUCAUCGAGUACAUGCCGCUGCUGGCGGGUCAGCUGGGCCGCGACUUCUUCGACGAGAAGCUCAACUCGCUGUGCAUGACGUGGCUGAUGGACCACGUGUUCGCCAUCCGAGAGGCGGCGACGUUGAACCUGAGGAAGCUCGUCGACCAGUUCGGCGCCGAGUGGGCCGAGCAGACCGUCAUCCCGAAGGUGUUGGCCAUGUCGCGCGACCAGAACUACCUCUACCGCAUGACGUGCCUGUUCUGCGUGAACGUGCUGGCGGAGGCGUGCGGCGGGGAGAUCACGACGCGCCUGCUGCUGCCCACCGUGCUGGGCAUGGCCAACGACAAGGUCGCCAACGUGCGCUUCAACGUGGCCAAGACGCUGCAGAGGAUAGCGCCGCAGCUGGAUCAGUCGGUCAUACAGCCGCAAGUUAAGCCUGUGCUCGAUAAAUUGAUUAUUGAUGGUGACGUGGAUGUCAAAUAUUCCGCGACGGAAGCCGUCCUAGGAAUUGCGGCUUUAGGUUGAAAAUGAGACAAGAGAUGAUUUUCUACGCACGUUGUUAAACUAAGAAACAAGAUGCUGAAAAUUUUAUUAUACAUAUUAAUAUAAUUAAUCUCAUAGAUUGUAAUAUCACCCUUAACUGUUGUGCUCCCAUAUUAUUUAAAACAAAAAUGUGUAAAAUAGCAUCUAUAGAUUAGUAUUAAAAAAUGUUCAGUACUUGUGUCCUAAUAUUUUUUUGAUCGUUUUAUUUAUUAUUUUUUCAUUAAAUACGUUUUUGUUCUUAUGAUAUUACAAUAAUAGCAACCCUUCGAAAUUGUUUCAUUUUAUAUACUUGUUUUUGUAUUAUAAAUAGGUCUUAAAAAUAUAUUAGUUCUAAUAAGUUUCUUCAAUAAAACAAAACAA
Brassicogethes aeneus is the source of this 2397-nucleotide messenger RNA. The record is from the annotation of a GenBank genome assembly. Lineage: Eukaryota; Metazoa; Arthropoda; Insecta; Coleoptera; Nitidulidae.